This is a messenger RNA of Sclerotinia sclerotiorum 1980 UF-70, 165 nucleotides long. RefSeq lists its product as hypothetical. Gene Ontology annotation, cellular component: cytosol. Gene Ontology annotation, biological process: S-adenosylmethionine biosynthetic process. The transcript has a single exon. The coding region runs from base 1 to 165 and encodes 54 amino acids. Lineage: Eukaryota; Fungi; Ascomycota; Leotiomycetes; Helotiales; Sclerotiniaceae. The record is from RefSeq and is a predicted model, not a curated record. Gene Ontology annotation, molecular function: methionine adenosyltransferase activity; ATP binding.
AUGAACCUGUUUAGAGAGAUCAUCAGAGCCAACUUUGACUUGAGACCUGCCGCCAUUGUCAAGGAGCUUGAUUUGGCUAAGCCAAUCUAUUUCAAGACUGCUAAGAACGGUCACUUCACCAGUCAAGAAUUCAGCUGGGAGAAGCCAAAGACCCUCAAGCUCUAA